AUGAACACUCAUUCCAGCUACAAGGAAGACAUGGUCAGACGGGCGCAGGAGCAACUUGAGGUCGGCCUCGCCCAGAUUGCGACCGCGUCUCCCUUCCGCCAGAGGCUCCUGACGAAGGCCACCGCCCUCAAACUAUACUAUUUUGACCCGUUCCUAUCCACUACGGAUGUCGGCGGAGCUCCGGGAGCCUCCGCCGAGCGAAUCUGGACGACCCGCCACAUCGCCCAUGCGCUGGGUCGAUCGCAGUCCAUGAUCGCCCGCUGCAUCAAGGCCCACGCCAACCUCGCUCCUGACAUUCCUGGAAUGACCUUAGAUGAGUUGGCUGACGUUCUGCGCGAGGAUCCCAUCCAGGGACAAGGCUACGUGUUCACCGUCCCCGAGGAGCAAGAGCUCGUCGAGUUUGUCAAGCGGUGCUGCUUAGGAGCUGUCUCUCUGAGCAAAACGGAAUUCACUCGAUAUGUGCUUGCAGCCUCGAAGGUGCCGAGGCCGGACGGCGUGGAAAGACGUCAAUUUGAGCACGACAAAGUUUCCGACAAGUGGGUCAAUGAUUUUGUCGCCCGUCACAGCUCACAGAUUGGCUGGCGCAGUAGCAGCGUGUUGGAAACACUUCGAGUGGCUGCUUUGAGUGAAAAGAAGCUCGGCAGUUUGUUCGCGCUACUGGCGGAGUACAGCAAUCUUUACCCGACUCUUUUCGCUACGCCGGCCAAUAUUUUCAACAUGGACGAGUCGGAUUGCUCUGUGGGUCGUAAAAAGAAGCGUGCCCUGGCUGCUGUUGGUGUCAAGCGUGUCAGUCGGCGAUCUGGCCGAACCAUUACGAUGGGACCGCAUGUUACUGGUCUGUUUACUGUUUGUGCUGAUGGCACCGCUCCUGUUGCGCCCCACUUCAUUGUCGCGCAUCCACGGCCCACUCUACCUCACAGGUGCACCGAGGGCCUGGACGAGGAGUUGAUUCACCAGUCCGAGUCCGGCUUCAUCAACGAGGAAAUCUUCGACAAGUGGUUUCGAGAUUUCGUCGAGGUCGUCAAGGAGCGAGCUACCACCACCCCCGUUCUAUUGGUGAUGGAUGGCAGCUCGUGUCACAAGUUCACUGUCGGGUUGAUUGACCUCGCGGUGAGCAACAACAUCCUGGUUGCGAUCCUUCCAUCGCACACGUCGACUCACUUGCAGCCGCUCGACGUCACCGUCUUUGCCUGGUACAAGAACUUGCUCGAGACUCACGUGCAGUCGCUUUUGGAUGAAGACUCGCCACUCAUCGACGUGAACAUCAAGCUUCACGGGGCCAUUCGGGCGUGGAACGAAAUUGACGACCGAUCCAACUUGAUCCGAUCUGGGUUUCGCCAAACUGGUAUCUAUCCGCUGGACACGGAAAAGCACAAGACCCUAGCGUUGCCUUCCGUCGCUGACGUUGCCGUGUCUACGACCCCCUCGCUGCACAUUCCCGAGCCACCCCCGACCCCGGAUGCUCGGUAUUCGGCGUUGUACCGUGUCCGUCAGAUUGCCGAUGCCGCCCUGGUAACCAUUGGUUGCACUCCGAGAGCUCUACAGCAAAAGAGGGUGCACGAUGCAGCGGUAGCUGAUUUGCGUCGAAAUCUCGAGGUCGAACUUUCGGUGCAAGAAGUCCUUCGGGCCCCACCCAGGCCCCUGCGGUCCAGGAGCGUUGGCAACAGCUCCAUGCGCGUUUCUAUGAACUCGACCGCUCGAUCCCCGCUUACGCCGGAGAAUAGGGAUGCCCAGCUUAAGCGGCAGGAGUUGCAAGAGAAGAGGAAGCAGCUCGAACCUCUGAAAGAAGAGUACAAUCGGCAACGGCCCAUCUUCCUCCGCACGCUAAAAGACCUUGACUCACGCAUCUUGACACUUGCGGAGACAAUUCUUGCUCUGGAGACUCAGCUGGCUGCUCUGGGAGAAGAGGUCGAGCAGGACAUCGAAUCGGCAACUGCCGCGGAGACCCGAAACAAGCUAGCUGCUGCUCGCCUCAGGCCUAGGCCCAUUCUCGCUUCGCAAUCGAUGGCGAACGACACUGUCGACUUGGAUCAAUCAGCCAGCGAGGAGGAAAGCGAGUCUGACGACGAUGACGACGAGAAUCAAGCGUCGUCCGAAAUGGCUUCCGCUGCCAUCGGCCACAACGACAACCAGGAGGACCCCAGCGAUGUCCAGCGUCAACCUCAAGCCGCCCGCAAGCGUCGCCAGGAAGAUGACGAUGAAAACGUCGCGCCCGUCUUCACCACGGUCACAUCAGACUCGAGCGAUGUUGUUCAAGUCGAUUAUCAGCUGAGCUCCACCGAACUCCAAGAAAUCCGACGCUAUCGCAUGCCAACGCGUAGUACUACGAAGCAAGAUGGACAUAAUGUCAAAUUGGCGCGUGUAGACCUCCAACCUGCGUCGUCAAGGCCGGCGCUCAGCGACCUGACAAACCUUUCUCGAAGCAACACGCUACCACUGUAA
This is a messenger RNA of Capsaspora owczarzaki ATCC 30864, 2442 nucleotides long. RefSeq lists its product as hypothetical. Bases 1 to 2442 code for a protein of 813 amino acids. Gene Ontology annotation, cellular component: nucleus. NCBI's taxonomy places the organism in Eukaryota, Filasterea, Ministeriida, Capsasporidae. The record is from RefSeq and is a predicted model, not a curated record. The transcript is spliced from 2 exons. Gene Ontology annotation, molecular function: DNA binding.